This is a messenger RNA of Pezoporus occidentalis (night parrot), 1040 nucleotides long. It is a transcript of the gene DNAAF19, whose product is annotated as coiled-coil domain containing 103. Lineage: Eukaryota; Metazoa; Chordata; Aves; Psittaciformes; Psittacidae. The transcript is spliced from 3 exons. Gene Ontology annotation, biological process: inner dynein arm assembly; determination of left/right symmetry; epithelial cilium movement involved in extracellular fluid movement. Gene Ontology annotation, cellular component: outer dynein arm. The record is from RefSeq and is a predicted model, not a curated record. The coding region runs from base 109 to 858 and encodes 249 amino acids.
GGAGUGGCGUCCCCAAGGCAGGACUGUCACAAUAGGAGUGGGGUUGUCACGACAGGAGCGCACCCAGGGGUGUCCCUGUCCCCCGCAGGUCGCUGAGCUCCAUCCGGGAUGGAUGCGGAAGGGGCCGUGGACCCGCGGGCGCUGGAGCGGGAGCUGCGGGCGGCGGUGGCGGAGGACGAGCGUCGGGACAGGGAGAACGCGGCCAAGCUGCGCGCCCUGCGGCAGCGCCUUCCCUCCUACGAGCAGUUCAGGAACAUCGUGCUGGCAUCACACCUCAAGCCCCUAGAGAAAAAGGACAAGAUGGGCCAGAGGAGGAGCGUGCUGUGGAACCCCUGUGCAGCCCAUGCCAAGGCGCCGCAAGCCAGUGAUGUGGAAAUACCCCAGGAACUGGAUGGACUGCCUGGAACCUCUGCUGAAUUUCACAGAGAUUGGCGCAGAUGCUUAAAAAGCAGAAAACUGAAAUACCAGUUUCUGCUGGCGCUGGGAGGGGAGGCCUUGGGCAGAAUCUUUCAGGCUGACUUGGGCUAUGGCCUCCUGGGUGAAUUUCUGACGGUGCUGGCAGAGAAUGUCUGUCAUGAAGACAGAGAUGCCAUCCUUCAGAUCCUACAGAGCCUUUCGGGCACCAAGCGCUUCGGGUUAAACCUGGAUCUUCUGAGCGAGCUGGAGAAGGAGAGCAGCAGGGAUUUGUUUAGGAAGCUGUGGAGCAUGAGCAGGGGGGAUUGGACCGCCGGCCAUCCCAGCAGCACAGCCGGCUGCGAAGCAGAGCAGGAAGGCAGCCUCAUGGAUGCCAGCUUGCAAAAGGAAACCGAGGAGGAAAGGAGAGUGCUGGAGUUGAUGAAGUGUUACCAGAUCAACUGAAGGAGCAGAAGCACCAGAAUCGUGCAAAAAUAGAGCACAAACAGAGGCUCAAAGCUUGACUUUGGCAUUGCUGUGUGAGAGGGGGAUAAAUCGGAUACUUCUGGAGCACUGCUGUACCUUUCUCUGUACCUGGGAGCCACCCAGAGCAAUAGUUCUGCACAAAUAAAGGUUGGUUACUGAGA